AAACGCGACGAGUUUUACAAAAAAAAUCAAAUCGAAAAAAUUGAUCAGAAAGGAUUUGGUUUUGGGUGGAAGUUAUACUGGAAUCAUCAUUUGAUACAUCAUAUAGAGAAGACAUAUAUCUUCAAUCUAAUAUCAGAUCAUAUAUAGGUAUUCACAAUGGCUACUCAAGUAUCAAGGGCGGCAGUGGCUCCUUCUAAUGCCACUUUCAAAGAUAAAGAAAAACCACAAGAAGUGCGUAAGGCAAAUAUAUUGGCAGCAAGAGCAGUGUCAGAUGCCAUUAGAACUUCAUUAGGUCCAAAGGGGAUGGAUAAGAUGAUUAGAACUAAGACUGGGGAGAUUAUUAUUUCCAAUGAUGGGGCUACUAUAUUAAAACAUAUGGCUGUGUUACAUCCAGCUGCUAGAAUGUUGGUGGAUGUAAGUGCUGCUCAAGAUGUUGAAGCUGGUGAUGGUACUACUUCUGUUGCCAUCAUAACUGGUUCCUUAUUAGGAGCUGCUGAUAGAUUAUUAAACAAAGGUAUCCAUCCAACUUUGAUUGCUGAAUCAUUCCAAAGAGCUGCCAAAAGAUCUUGUGAAAUUUUAUUGGAUAUGUCUUAUAAAGUUGAUCUUGAAGAUCGUGAACAAUUAAUAAGAGCUGCUUCAACUUCAUUAUCAUCUAAAAUCGUCAGUCAACAUUCAUCUCUUUUAUCUCCAAUUGCAGUUGAUUCUGUCUUAAAAGUUAUAAAUGAAGAAGGUAAUAAUGUUGAUCUUAAUGAUAUACGUUUAAUUAAAAAGGUUGGUGGAACUAUUGAAGAUACUGAAUUAAUUAAUGGUGUGGUAUUAACUCAAAAUGUGGUUAAAAAUGCUGGUGGUCCAACUAGAAUUGAAAAGGCUAAAAUUGGUUUAAUUCAAUUUCAAUUAUCUCCUCCAAAACCAGACAUGGAAAAUAAUGUUGUGGUUAAUGAUUAUAGACAAAUGGACAAGAUUUUAAAAGAGGAAAGAGCUUAUUUAUUAAAUAUUUGUAAAAAGAUCAAAAAGGCUAAAUGCAAUGUGUUAUUAAUUCAAAAAUCAAUUUUAAGAGAUGCUGUUAAUGAUUUAGCUUUACAUUUCCUUUCAAAAUUAAAUAUUUUGGUUAUAAAGGAUAUUGAAAGAGAUGAAAUUGAAUUCUUAUCUAAAUCAACUGGUUGUAAACCAAUUGCUGAUAUUGAAACUUUCACUGAAGAUAGAUUAGGUUCAGCUGACUUAGUUGAAGAAGUUGAAAGUGCUGGUUCAAAGAUUGUUAAAAUUACUGGUGUUACUUCAAAAAACAUAAAACCAACUGUGUCUGUUAUUGUUAGAGGUGCUAAUCAUUUAGUUUUAGAUGAAACUGAUAGAUCAAUUCAUGAUGCUUUAUGUGUUAUAAGAUGUUUAGUUAAAGAAAAAGCUUUAAUUGCUGGUGGUGGUGCUCCAGAAAUUGAAAUUUCAAGAACUUUAAUGAAAGAAUCUCAUAAAUUUUCCGGUGUUGAACAAUUCGUAUAUCAAGAAUUUGCACAAGCUUUAGAAGUGAUUCCAACCACUUUAGCUGAAAAUGCUGGUUUAAAUCCAAUCAAUGUGGUUACUGAUUUAAGAAAUAGACAUGAAAAUGGUGAAAAGAAUGCUGGUAUUUCAGUUAGAAGAUCCGGAGCUUCAAAUACUUAUGAUGAACAUGUUUUACAACCAGUGUUGGUUAGUACUAGUGCCAUCACUUUAGCUUCUGAAUGUGUUAAAUCAAUCUUAAGAAUUGAUGAUAUUCAAUUCAGUCGUUAAGUACAAUGUGUGAAAUAAAUAAAUUUGUAUAUAUAUAACUUAUAUUAUU
Messenger RNA from Scheffersomyces coipomensis, 1810 nucleotides. RefSeq names its product chaperonin-containing T-complex subunit. Lineage: Eukaryota; Fungi; Ascomycota; Pichiomycetes; Serinales; Debaryomycetaceae. The record is from RefSeq and is a predicted model, not a curated record. The transcript has a single exon. Bases 157 to 1761 code for a protein of 534 amino acids. Gene Ontology annotation, cellular component: chaperonin-containing T-complex. Gene Ontology annotation, biological process: protein folding. Gene Ontology annotation, molecular function: ATP binding; ATP hydrolysis activity; ATP-dependent protein folding chaperone.